Alligator mississippiensis (American alligator) is the source of this 6462-nucleotide messenger RNA. It is a transcript of the gene HCN4, whose product is annotated as hyperpolarization activated cyclic nucleotide gated potassium channel 4. Gene Ontology annotation, cellular component: membrane. The coding region runs from base 30 to 3527 and encodes 1165 amino acids. Gene Ontology annotation, biological process: potassium ion transport; transmembrane transport. Lineage: Eukaryota; Metazoa; Chordata; Crocodylia; Alligatoridae. The record is from RefSeq and is a predicted model, not a curated record. Gene Ontology annotation, molecular function: voltage-gated potassium channel activity. The transcript is spliced from 8 exons.
CCCAGGCGGCGGCGGCGGCGGCGGCGGCGAUGGAGGAGGAGGCGGCGGCGGCGGCGGCGGGCGAGCGGGACCCCGGCCGCGGCCGGAGCAUCCGGCUGAAGCCGCUGGCGGGCGGCGACGCGGGGGUGCCGGAGGGCGCCAAGACCAGCACCAACGGGGACUGCCGGCGCUUCCGCGGCAGCCUGUCGUCGCUGGCCGGCCGCCACCCGCACGACGCGGCCGAGGAGACGCGGCUCAUCGGCGGCGAGGGCGAAGCGGCGUCGCCCGGCGAGGACCGGAGCCCCCCCGGCAGCGGGGCGCCCUCGCCGCCCGCCUCCCCCCCGGGGCAGCCCCAGCCCCAGCCCCAGCCGCGCUCCUCCACCUCCACCUCCACCUCCAUCAAGGUGGAGGGCGGCGGCGACCAGAUCAGCCCGGACGAGGAGCAGAGGCUGGGCCAGGCCGGCUUCAUGCAGAGGCAGUUCGGGGCCAUGCUCCAGCCGGGGGUCAACAAAUUCUCCUUGAGGAUGUUUGGCAGCCAGAAGGCCGUGGAGCGGGAGCAGGAAAGGGUCAAGUCGGCCGGCUUCUGGAUCAUCCACCCCUACAGCGACUUCAGGUUUUAUUGGGACUUGACCAUGCUGCUUCUAAUGGUGGGGAACCUGAUCAUCAUCCCUGUGGGCAUCACCUUCUUCAAGGAUGAGAACACCACCCCAUGGAUUGUCUUCAAUGUGGUCUCGGACACCUUCUUCCUCAUUGACCUGGUCCUCAACUUUCGGACCGGCAUCGUGGUGGAGGACAAUACAGAGAUCAUUCUGGACCCACAGAGGAUUAAGAUGAAGUACCUGAAGAGCUGGUUUGUGGUGGAUUUUAUCUCCUCCAUCCCAGUGGACUACAUCUUCCUGAUAGUGGAGACCCGGAUUGACUCGGAGGUUUACAAGACGGCUCGGGCCCUGCGCAUUGUGCGCUUCACCAAAAUCCUCAGCCUCCUGCGCCUGCUGCGCCUCUCCAGGCUCAUCCGCUACAUCCACCAGUGGGAGGAGAUCUUCCACAUGACCUAUGACCUGGCGAGCGCGGUGGUGCGGAUCGUCAACCUCAUCGGCAUGAUGCUGCUGCUGUGUCAUUGGGACGGCUGCCUCCAGUUCCUGGUGCCCAUGCUGCAGGACUUCCCUGACGACUGCUGGGUGUCCCUCAACCGCAUGGUGAAUGACUCCUGGGGGAAGCAGUACUCAUAUGCACUGUUCAAGGCGAUGAGUCACAUGCUCUGCAUUGGGUACGGACAGCAGGCUCCUGUUGGUAUGUCAGACGUGUGGCUUACUAUGCUGAGCAUGAUCGUUGGUGCCACCUGCUAUGCCAUGUUCAUCGGCCAUGCCACAGCCCUCAUCCAGUCUCUGGACUCCUCACGGCGACAGUACCAGGAGAAGUACAAGCAAGUGGAGCAGUACAUGUCCUUCCACAAGCUCCCGGCAGACAUGCGCCAGCGGAUCCAUGACUACUAUGAACACCGCUACCAGGGCAAGAUGUUUGAUGAGGAAAGCAUCCUCGGCGAGCUGAGUGAGCCCCUCCGGGAGGAAAUCAUAAAUUUCAAUUGCCGGAAGCUGGUGGCCUCCAUGCCUCUGUUUGCCAACGCGGAUCCCAACUUUGUGACGUCCAUGCUGACGAAGCUGCGUUUCGAGGUCUUUCAGCCAGGGGACUACAUCAUCCGGGAGGGCACCAUCGGCAAGAAGAUGUACUUCAUUCAGCACGGGGUGGUGAGUGUGCUCACCAAGGGCAACAAGGAGACCAAGCUGGCAGACGGCUCCUACUUUGGAGAAAUCUGCCUGUUGACCCGAGGCCGGCGUACAGCAAGUGUGCGAGCAGACACCUACUGCCGGCUUUACUCACUCUCGGUGGACAACUUCAAUGAGGUGCUGGAGGAAUAUCCCAUGAUGAGAAGGGCUUUUGAAACAGUGGCACUGGACAGGCUGGAUAGAAUUGGAAAGAAAAAUUCUAUCCUGCUGCACAAAGUCCAGCACGACCUUAACUCCGGUGUCUUCAACUACCAGGAGAACGAGAUCAUCCAGCAGAUUGUGCAGCAUGACAGGGAGAUGGCACACUGCGCUCACAAUGUCCAGGCAGCCGCUGCUGCCGCCGCUGCUGCAGCCUCCACACCCACCCCCGUCAUCUGGACUCCGCUGAUCCAGGCACCCCUGCAAGCCGCAGCUGCCACCACCUCUGUAGCAAUAGCUCUCACCCACCAUCCGCGCCUCCCGACAGCCAUCUUUCGUCCACCAGUGUCUGUCUUGGGUUCCUUGGGCCAGCAGUCCAGCCAGACUCCGAGACAGCUGAAAAGGCUUCAGUCUUUGAUCCCAUCAACUGGGCCUUCUGCAGUAGGUUCUCCAUCCAGCACGCCAUCCCAGCUGCACACUCCAGGAGCCGAAACCCCUUCGUCAUCUUCCUUCCACAUCCAGCAGCUGGCGGGAUUCUCGGCCUCUGCCGGCUUGGGCCAGUUCCAUCAGUCCUCGAUGGGCUCCCCUCCCACUGGCUCAGGCCAACAGCAUUUGAGUGGCGCGGCGUCCGCGGGACUGAGCCAGUUUCAGCAGGCAUCUUCGGGGUCUCCCUUGGGGACAGCUCAGCAGAUGCAGCAGACGCAGCCCCUUUCUGGUGGCACCGUGCCUGGUGGAUUCGGCCAGUUCCAGCAGGCUGCCACUAGCUCCCCAACAACUUCAUUCACCCAGCUCUCAUCCAGUUCACCCACGAAUCUCCUCAACCAGUUCCAGCCCUCUCCCAGGCCACCACAGGUGGGACAGUUACAGCAGCUCGCAGGAAGUGGGACUCUGGGAGGAAUGAACCACUUUCAGCCUCCUCCUUCCUCCAGUUCUCCAUCCUCUAGCUUAAGCCAACUGGCACAAACCUCUGAAGGAUCCCCUUCAGCACCGUGCCAAAUACAACCAAGUGCAUUAGGAUCACUAACUGGAACGAUAGCCCAGAUGCAUCAAGAAAGGCCACCUUUUGCCUCCAUGUCACCAUUACAGCAGUCUGGUGUAGCCUCCCCUUGUUACACCCCUUCAGGCCUUAGUCCUCCUACCCAGAGCCCCGUGGCAGCAAGAACUUUUCAGUGUGGCCCUGCUGGGGCCUCAGGCUCUCAUGGAUCUCUGCGCAUGCCUCAGACCUCCAGUCCUCCUCCACACGUCCUUCAGCCCAAGAGCACUUCAUCUUUGCCACCAGGACGCCUAAGCCAGGACAUCAAGUUGAUUUCUGCUUCCCAGCCAUCUUUGCCCCAAGAAUUGGCUCAAACCCUGAGCCAAAGCUCUCCUCACUCCUCCAGAGAAUCUGUUUCUAGCUUCUCACCUUUCCCUGGUGGAGGGGCUGGACUUCUUGGGAAGCCUUGUAGCUCAAUUCCAGGGCGCAUGACUUUGCCACGGCAGAUGUCCUCAGGUUCUUUGCCGCACCCGCUAGUGUUUGGGACCAGUGCUGCUGUCGCUCCCUCCCUGACUGGUGGCGGGAGGAAAGAAUCGCUCGUGCUCACGGGGGAGCUAGAACCUGUCAGAUCUAAACUACCCUCCAAUUUGUGAGGACUUCUCAAAGCUGUUGAUGUCACUUGUGCAAUUCAGCUUCUGAUUAGACUCUCAUGAGUCACUUUUUUUCCUUUCCUUUUUUUUGGUUUUUUUUGUUUGUUUGUUUGUUUGUUUUUUCCCUUUCCCUUCCUUUCUUUAGGUUUAACUGUGAUUAGAGAUAAAGCAAACAAAAAAGAACAAAAAAAAAGAUAACCAGGUAUUCUUAGAGCUAUAGAUUUUUGGUCACUUGAUUUUAUAGAAUAUUUUAAUACACGGAGCAUAAGAACAAUGAGGAAAUUUAAUCCAAUGAGGUAACACCUACAAAAAGUGUGCGCCUGAGCUAGAACUUGCGAACGACCAGCCAUAGAGCCACCAAAAGGCUUUCCAGUUGAAACAUAGAUCCCAGGUUGAUGUGGGCAGUGAGAAGGCAGAAUGAACCAGGUCCUUAGCUGGUUAGUGGGGAAUUGCUCCACUAGAAGUCAACAGAGCUCCGAUGACAUGCACCAGCUGGAGAUUUGGCCCGUGGGGCCUGCCUUUGUGGGAGCGUGGGUUGGGUCACAGUGCACAUCAAAUGGGUUUGGAUUCCUUCAAGGCUGCAGAGGAAGUAUAAGGGCAGGGGGUCAGCCGUGCCAAUGCAGUCACCUUUAGGGAUGUAGGGAGGGUCGGGCUUUUUCUUUUCUAUUCUUGGACUCCUUCCGAAACAUCUGACAACCUAGCUAGGGAUGUACUUUCACUUCCAACAGCGCUGCUGCUCCAAACCUCUGGCUUUCCCAUUCCACUAAUGCAAAAGCCAAUCCCUGGAAAAUCUCCAUGGAGUAGCAUCAUGUCCCUUCCCCCCCCCCCCCCACACACACACAUACAUACUUCUAAAGGCACCAGCUACCUAUGGGAGGGAGAAUCUCAUCCCACCAGCCACUACAAGAGUGUGCAAUGUCAUGCAUGGCCAACAGACCACAAGCAUUGUGGCUACCCCACAGCCAAUAACAAGUAGCAGGACACAACUCUUGCAGCCAUGCUCUUGGCCUGCAGACCGUGCCCAUGGCUCUUCAGGUGCAUUCCAGCUGAAGGAAGUCAGAGCAAAAGAAGGAGAGAGGAAAGGGGAGGCCUGUUAACCUCCCCAUCCUGUGGCCACCUGCUUUGAAGCACCAGAGCACCAAGUAGGAGGGUACUUGGAAGGUAGGAUGCAGUCCCCCUCCACCCUGCUACCCCCUUAGCUCAGGGGAUCCUGACCAUUGUGGCACUCAGGAUUACACAGAUGCCCUGCCAGGAGCCUGAAGGAUCCAACUGAUUUGCAACUAAUUUUAUAUCAUUUAAAUACACACACAACACGCACACACACACACACACACACACACAAACAAACACGAACACACACGUACGCUUCUGCAAUAGAGGAACAGAAAUCAUUUGCUUAAUUUCACCAGCAAUAACAGCCUGCAGCCGAUCGGCUUCAGUUCUGCCCUGCACGAGGGCAGCACCGUCAGACAUGUUUGGCCCCGGCAGGAUCCUGGGGCUGUGUUUUGGGCUCCCUGGAUUUCAGGCAGUCAAGGUGGGGGGGAGGAGGAUGGGGUGCCACUGGGUGUGCCUGGCACUGAGAAGCCACCGCCCCUUCCUCAAGAACAAAUCACCGCCCCCACACCCACUCCCACUCUCACCCCCUCCUUUUUCCCUUUCCUUGGCCUUUCUUUCUCUUUCUUUAACCAGUAGGUGUUUCUGGCCACUUCACUGUACAGAGCCUGGUGCUCAACCCUUUUCUGUCGCAGCCCCCACCUCCCUCUACCCCCGUCUGUCCCCAACUCCUUCCAGCACUCCCAGGAACAGUGAGAGAACGCAGGACAUCCAGCAUCAGUGCCAAAACAACAGCAAUGACCACAGUAAUAAGGGUCCUUCUGCCUUUCCCUGCCCUUCCCCCUCCCCAGAGCACUGGCUGACUAUUGAUUUUUAUACCGAAUCAUUUGCAAAACUCUUGACAUGUGCCUGUAUCUUGAAUGUUGCUGCAAGCGUAACCGGGCACUCCUGCUUCAUUGUGCUUUGGUGGCUCGGAAUAAAGAUGUAAUCAGCUUCGGUCUUCCUUAAAGGGUCAAGGGAACUCUAGAAAUAUUUUCUACUAACUAAAUACAGCUAUAUCUAUAUGUGUGUAUAUAGGUGUAUAUGUAUAUAUAAUAAUAUACACAGCUAUACACAUAUAUAAUAUACACAUAUAUAAUAUAUACAUAUAUAAAUAUAUCCUAGUUUUAAAAUACAUGUCAGUUUUGACUCUCCUGUAGGGGCACUUGGCAGGCAAUGACUAUAGUGUAUAGACCCUACUUUCCAAAAUAUGUACAGGAUCAUCCACCCAUCUUGAGACAAAGGCCCAUUUGAAAACAGGAACCAACUGAUGGAGGAGGGGGGAAGCAGACCAUCACAACCCCCUGCCCUCAAGGAUGUAAGACAAGACCUCGAAGAAACAUUCAGAAGAUCUUUUUUAAACUUUUUUUUCUCCUUCUAGCCACAUGCUGGACAGACUGACGAUCAUCUGGAGAGAUUGGGAUGAGCUGUCUGGGGCUGGAGAAGGGCAAGAAAUGGGUGGGAAAGGUCUCCUGCAGACCAGCCACAGCAAGCUUUUGUGGAGGAACAUGCAGCGACUGCUGUUUGGUACUUGAAUUUCCACCGAAACCUACAGAUGCUCAGACAUGCAGAGAGGCACAGAUGCACCCUGAAGUCUGUCGCUAGGGGGCUUGUGUCCAUCCACCAGUUUGGUGAACAUUUUCCAUUUCGUUGGGUUCCUUCCUUUUGAUUUCCUAGGGGAUAUUGUUUGCUUUCCGAUUCUUAGCAGUGCGGUAGCAAAUAUUGAGUUACUCUGACUGGACCGCAGUCAACAAUAGGCUUGUCUCAGUAGUUGGAACUAUAACUAAUUUUUCCUUUUUUUUGUGAGGGGUGGGGAGAGCUGUAGGAGUGGGGUUUGGAAUAUGAA